Molecule: messenger RNA, 1213 nt
Organism: Parasteatoda tepidariorum (common house spider)
Lineage: Eukaryota; Metazoa; Arthropoda; Arachnida; Araneae; Theridiidae
Product: sn-1-specific diacylglycerol lipase ABHD11
Biological process (GO): lipid metabolic process
Molecular function (GO): carboxylic ester hydrolase activity
Source: RefSeq, a predicted model, not a curated record
CAACGGUCAAGAAAGGAUAAACAAAAAUGCUUCUCAGCUUCAGUUUGUUGCGGUAAUCGAACCAGAUAUCUUCAUGCCUCUGAGUGUUUGACGGAAGGAUGGUGUAUGCACUACAUAAAGGUGUAACUGUCACUGAAUAUACGCCAAUGCGUUUAGCCUUAUGCUAGUAUAAAAGAUGGGUUAAAGUUGCGAAAAUUGCGGUCAAUGUUAUCUUGUAGCUAAGAACGAAAUCAUCUCUUGGAAGAAUGGCUAGAUAUCAACCAGUAAAGCUCGCCCAUUGUGUGUUUGAAGCUAUUGGUGGAUGCGAUAAGAGAAAGCCACCUGUGAUUUUUAUGCAUUCCAUGUUGUGCUCUAAGGAAGUGUGGGACCCUAUACCUCAGCGAGUGGCAGAAUUGACUAAGAGAAAGGUCUUUACUUACGACGCCAGAAACCAUGGUGAAAGUGAGAUUACAAAGGAUUCUAGUUUCCAUAACAAUCUUCAGGACCUCUACACUUUCAUGGAUCGUAUGGAUAUCAAAGAUUCUGUUUUGGUCGGUCACAGUUUUGGAGGAUCGACUGCCAUCAGUGCUGCAUUGCAGGAACCAAAGAAAGUUGAGAAAGCUUUUAUUGUGGACAUGUAUGUGAAGAAUAUUCCUCGAGAAUUGAUUGACAGAUCCCUCACAAUAAUGAACAUUUGGACAGAGGUAAUCAGAAAUCUUCCCAAAGACAUCCUCGAAGUCGAUAUCCGUAGAACAAUGCUACAACUUCUAGUCGAAAAAUUACCUGAAGAAAUGAAACUCCAAUCUGAACACAGACCUUACCUGACGAUCAUGUACAAAAGAAAACCAGAUGGAGGACAUGAUGUGCUUUUCAACGCCGAAGCUCUUGCUGAUGCUCUCAAACAAUACCAGGACUCUCCCAUUGUCCACAGUGGACAAUAUGAUGGUCCUGCUUACUUCCUUUAUGGAUCCCCAUCACCAUUCAAUGUAAGUUCCGAGGAGGCAGACAUCAAGAAACACUUUCCAAAGGCAGAGAUGAUUGAAUUCAAAGGUUGUAAACAUCAUCUUUUUUUGGAUUUUCCUGACAAAUUCGUGGACACACUUGUUAAACGAAUAGAAUAAGGAUGCAAGUGUGACUUUACUUAGUGACAUAUUUUAAUAUAUCCAGAGCAAAGCUCUAAGUAUUUUUAAUCUAAAUAUACGAAUUACAGUUAAUAAAAUUUUCUUGUUCCCUA